AUGAGCUAUUAUGAACGUCUUGAAUUGUUUGCGCCUGCUUUUCCGUGUUAUUGCACCGCAAUCAGACCGCCACCACCAUCACAUCCGUCAGGUAUUAUUCACGGCGGUCAGUAUAUCAGCAAACAGUCGCCACACCAACCGUUCUAUGUCAGUGCACGUAUUACAACUAAUGGGUCUUCUUUGAUUGGACAGUCCAGUGGGGCACAAGCAUCCAGUCCACAAAUUUCGCCUCAGUCUAUAGCGGUUACAGACUCAAAUAUAGCACUACCUAGUCCCUUUGCUAAGUCCCAGCUCACAUUACUGCAAACAGAACGUAGUCCACGUGCAACUCAGGAAACAACGGCUCAGUUAGAUAGUCAACCAUCCCAACCUGUCACUAUUUAA
This is a messenger RNA of Trichobilharzia szidati, 384 nucleotides long. The record is from the annotation of a GenBank genome assembly. Lineage: Eukaryota; Metazoa; Platyhelminthes; Trematoda; Strigeidida; Schistosomatidae.